Molecule: messenger RNA, 3144 nt
Organism: Wasmannia auropunctata (little fire ant)
Lineage: Eukaryota; Metazoa; Arthropoda; Insecta; Hymenoptera; Formicidae
Product: RUN domain-containing protein 1
Exons: 9
Coding region: 1-1905 (634 amino acids)
Source: RefSeq, a predicted model, not a curated record
AUGGACGACGAGCGGCAGCGGCAGCGGCGGCACUCGUCGCGGGCGGCACUCUGCGAGAGCGACGAGGUCGAGAACUCGGACGAGAGCAGCGAGAGCAGGCCGUCCGGGGAGCGGUGGGCCCCGGUCGGCGCCAACGACGACGGCGACAACGAGUUCGCGGACGAGUACAAAUACGUCAACGCCAACGUGGACAACCUCGCGUACGACAUGGAGAGGGUGAAGAUGCUGGAGGAAGAGCAGGAGAUGCUGAACUCGUCUCUGAUAGCGUUAACUACCCACUUUGCUCAGGUCCAGUUUCGUCUACGGCAGAUCGUGGACGCGCCGGCCAGCGAGAAGGAGACGCUGCUCAAGGAGCUGGAGGAGUUCGCGUUUAGGGGAAUACCGGACGUGCCGAAUAGCUUGCUGCUGGAGAGCAGAUCCAUCACGCCCGUCUCCCCCAUGUCCUCCUGCGAGCGAAGCGUGAUCACCGACGCGGAGGUCGAGUCGAAAAUGGCAUUGCAGCGAACGAAACAGAGAGAGCUGAUAAGCCAGCUGAAGUCGCAGCUGGAGGAUCUGGAGAAGUACGCGUACGAGACGGGCGACGCCGAUCUACCGCAGAGCGUCAUUCUGGAGAGGCAAAAUAUCAUAAUUAGUCACCUGAAGGAAAAGUUGAACUUCAACGUCGACGAUCUGUGCAAACUGCCGGCGGACGAUCUCAGGUGGCAAGUCGACUAUGCCAUAAGUCAAAUCGUCAGCCCGUUGAAGAUGAAGGAGCAGCUGGUCUUCCAACUGAAGACGCAGAUCGCCGACCUGGAGCGUUUCAUCAACUACCUUCAGGGCGAAGUUAGCACGGAGACUCUGGCGUGCACGUGCGCGUGUCCGGUGCACGCGGGCGGCUCCGGCGCCUCGUCGGCUUCGUACGGUUCCAAGCGACGCUUCGAACGUGGACGACCCGUCGAGGAGGAGGCGGCGGGUGCCGCUAAUCGGACCAGGACUCUGAACACGGUGCGCAAGGUGGUCGCGCUUCUGCACAUGUUCCUGAUGUCGCAGCUGGGCUGCGGCAGCGAGCGGGUGCGCCGGAACUUCGGCGGCAGCAGCAAGAACCCGGUGCACAAUUGGCGCGAUCUGCGCACCAGGCUGGACAUCGCCGUGGAGCACGUGCUGGACACGAUCGCGGAGACGUCGCAGCAGCAGCAGCAGCAGCUGCAGUUGCAGCUGCAGCAGCAACAGCAGCUGCAGCGUCACGCCGACGACGACGAGGAGGAGGACGUCGACGACGUCGACGACAACGAGAACGACUACACGUCCGACUCGGACUCGCCGUCGCACGCGAACGCGCGGCUCACGUCCGCCGUGAGGAAGCACCUCGCCACCUCGGUCAGGGAUCUCAUGCAGCACGGCCUGACCGCGGACGUGCUGCGCUCCGGGUCCAGCGUGGUGCCGUUCGUCGGCUGCUUCCCGCAACGCGGCAGCGUCACGCAGGCGAACCUCAUGCACGCCUGGGAGCUGAUACUCAAGUACUACGAGAUCAAGAACGGGCGCCGUUACAAUUCCAGUCCCGCGCAGAAGCUGUCGCAGAGUUUCAAUCUGGACCUCGCGGCCGGGAGGAUAGCCUCCUCGAAACAGAGCUUACUGACGACUAUAGGUAACAUCAUCGCUUCUCACAGUCCGUACAAGCGAAGCUACGACUCGCAUUUCAAGGCAUUCGUAUGCGCGGCUCUGAACGCGAAUAAACUCGUGAUAUGGCUGAAGUUGAUCCUGCAAUGCCAGUACCUUCUAGAAAAUUAUUACCUCUCGUGGAGCUACGUUGUAAAGACAGGUUUCCAGGAUGCGUUUCACACCUUGGAUCGCCUUACCAGUUACAAGUUCGAUCUGCCGGUGGACUUGGCCGUGCGACAGUUUCAGAAUAUAAAGGACGCGUUUUGAUUGUGCAAUCUUAUCGUUAUCGUUUCGUGGAAAUGACAGAUGUAGGACGUAGAACGUACACGUACUUUCAGUACUUUCUGUAACGCAAUGCCGUAAUGCUGUACAAGUGGGCGAUAACGAUAUGCAAACCGAGUCGCUGGAAAUAGGACACUUGAUUAGCUCUCUUGAGUUUACGAUAAAAAAAAAAAGGUAAAGAGACGUAUGUAGAACGCAAUUAUUACCAAAGGACAGACACUUGAAUUAAAAUUUUUUAUUACUAUUUUUUAGAAUUGUCGAGAUUAAUAUUUACUUUAAUGGAAUGACGCAUGAAAAAAAAUUUAAAUUAAAUUUUUAUUAAUAUAAUAUUAAACUUCUAAAGUGUUUCAAACUCUCCGAAUCAUAUCUUGCACAUUUUCUUCGCUCUUUCAAUCCAAGAGAGAUAUCCAAGUGUUUCGUUUUUUUUUUAUUUUUUAGAAACGCUCACGCUGUACACGGACGCGUAAGAAAUCGUUUAAAGUAUUAAUAUAUCACAAAAGCAUUUCUUUGCUUAGAAGUCCCUAAGUGUUCGCUAUAUCAAAUGGCAUAUAGACAGUUGCAUUGCAAUAACUAAUAGGUGUAAUUAUUUACUUUCUAAGAUAUCAGUAUUUGUAUAGAUCAGUUGUUAAUGUACAAAUUAACCUUUGUUUUUGCUUGUUGGAACGAGAAAGUAACGUACAUGAUACAAGAUUUGCAAACUAUGUACAAUAUACGUACGUACGUAGUUUGGAAAUCUUAUAAAAGAGCUUAAUCGGAAUCAACAAUGUAAUAUCUAUCGGGAUAUUUUCCAUCUGCGAUACAGGCGUCAAUCCAACGUGUUAAAGGUGCAAGAACUGAAUCGAGCGAGGCUAGUCACUUCGUAAAAGAGCCAUUCCAUAUUUUGCACACUUACGCCAAGUUAUAUUUACGACGCAUUUACGAGAGCAGGAGGAGAAGGAGGAGGCGUAUCAAAGAGAUCAAGUAAUAUCAUAAUAUCGCGACUAGAGACUUGCACUGAGCACACUACUUGUAUCGUAAGACGUUUUAUGUAUAUGUACACACACACAUACACGUAAAUUAGCGUAAGGAAUAACAUAUAAUAUGUAUAUACGAGAUGUGCAAACCAAAUCUGCUUUUUAUAAAAAAAAAAGUAAUGAAUUAUUUUAGAUUAGUCCCGUAGAUAGACAGAAAGGUAAAUAGAGGAAAGCACUGUGGUUGCAGAAAAUAUACUUAUGGUGCAAGUAA